Messenger RNA from Chironomus riparius, 1973 nucleotides. The record is from the annotation of a GenBank genome assembly. NCBI's taxonomy places the organism in Eukaryota, Metazoa, Arthropoda, Insecta, Diptera, Chironomidae.
GUUUUUGCAGUUGAAGGGUCAAAAAAAUUAAAAUUCUAUAAAAAGCUAUCAAAAAUUGUUCAAAUUUAUUCAGAAUAAUUCAAAAAAUGAUGAAAAUUGUUUUCUCUCUCGUAUGCUUCAUGCUCUCACUGAGCAUCUCAACGUCAUCAACCAACCUCGCAUGCAAAUAUGAGACUACUAACUACUAUAAAUUCGGUAGCUUAUACCAUUGCAACAUAGUUACAGCUUUAUACAUAACAACUCAAGAAUCAGCACAAAUUGGAGCAAUCAGUGGAGUUCAUACAGCCUUAAAAACCAACGAUGACGUGGCUGGAAUUUAUUCUUAUGGAAAAACUAUUGAAUUAUUUCCGCGUGGGUUCGAGAAAGUCUUUAAAAAUAUUAAAGCUAUAACUUUGGGUUCCAGUAAAAUUAAGGAAAUUUAUCAAGAAGAUUUGAAGCCAUUUCCUAAGCUUGUUUACCUUUACAUCCCAUCAAGUGAUAUUGAAGUCCUUGAGGAAGGUUUAUUCGAUUUUAACCUAGAACUUCAAAUCCUUGGCAUCGAGGGAACCAAAGUCAACCACAUUGAUCCAAAUAUCUUCGAUAAAUUAACAAAAUUGGAUCAUUUUUGGUUCCAACAUGUCUCUUGUGCUGCUACUGACUACAUUUAUGGCUCUAGAACCAGAGUUGAAGAAGCUAUCAAGAAUGUCAAGACAAGGUGCAUUAGUAAUGAGUAUUUGGAACAUGAUGCUAAUAUUAAGGGCCUGGAAAGUGAAAUUACUAUUUUAAGUUCCGAAGAAUUUAAGAUAAAAUUGGAAAAUUUUGAAAAAAGCUUCAAGAAUUCAAAGUUUUCCAAGUUUCGGCCAUUAAAGAGUAGAUUUGAGGCUCUAAAGUCUUCAAAAAUUGACAAUUCAGAAUCAUCAGUCAGUUCCGACCCCAAACCAAACUCUGAUCUUGAAAAAUGUUCAUCCAAACCUAAUUCCUUGAGUUUUAUGAUCAGCGAGCUUAAGGACCUCACCCUUGACCUGAAAUCAUCCCAAUGUGGACUCAAGGAUCACUUAAAAGGUCAAAUUAAGGAAUCCACAACUUCAUCAUUAAAUGACAUAACCUUAAAAGUCAACGACAUUAAAUCCACAAGUUCACAGCUUCUUGAAUCACAAAUUUCUGCUUUUACUUACCUCAAAUUGAGUCAGACUGACUUAAAAGAAGCUAUCAGCAUCUUGCCAUCAAACAUUAUCGACUCCUUGAUCAAAAAUCUCAAAUCAUCUCAUGAUGACGCCAGAAUUUUGCAAUAUGAGAUCAAAGGAUCAGUCAGUGACAUGGAAUCAAGCCUCAGUGGACUCAAGACAUUCCAAAAUGAUGUCAAAGUUGCGCUGAUUAAGCUCAAGACGACUCAAAAUGAGAUAAAAAUUUCGAUUGAUGAGCUUAAAGUUGGAAACAGUGAAAAUUCUGAUGGAAGUUCAACAGUUUGUGGUGGAAAAUCUGGAAAUUUGGAGAGACUUGAAAGUCAAUUUGGAGACAUCAAAGCUGAAAAUGCUGAAAAUUUUAAAAAUAUUCAAAAGGAAUUGACCAACAAGCUUCAUAAAAUGUCAAUCAAUUUUGAUGAGAAAGUUAAAGGAAUUGAAAGCAGAAUUAUGAAGAAGAUUGAGGAAGUCUUGGAUGAAAAAUUGGGGAAACUAUUAAAUGCUAAGUUGUGAGUUAUGCCUUAGCCGAGGCGCGUAGCCAGGGGGGGGGGGGGGAAAUCCCCCAACGUAAACAGAAAUUUCUUUAUUUUGCUAGGGUUUUUAUGAAAAAAUCACAAAAUUCCCCUCAUUAAUUUUUUCGUACAAAAAAAAAUUGCCCCCCCCCCCUCUUCAAAUUCCUGGCUACGCCCCUGUCUAAUCCGGAUAAAGCUAGAAUUAAUCCAUUACGCAUUGCUUAAUGUAAUGAAUUCAAAAGUCUAAAAAAAAAAUAUAUUUUUUAAGCAUUAUUGUCUUUAUUGACUUUAGGGGGAGGGG